AGAGAGAGAGAGAGAGAGAGAGAGAGAGAGAGAGAGAGAGAGAGAGAGAGAGAGAGAGAGAGAGAGAGACUUACUUUUAAAAUGACUUUCCUUCAUCCUUCAAGAGGAAGGCAACUGGACUGCUUGACCAGUUUGUUAGGAUAAACACCGGCUUCAUGGGAAGGAGACAUCUUUGGCAUUCCCAUUUAGAAAAAAAAAUCUACUGAGAUCUAGGAAAGUUGUAGUGCUUUGACUGAGAACAAUGAACUUCAUAAAGGAGAACAGUCAAUCCCUCAUUCAGAGGAUGAGCAUCAUAGUUACCAAGCAAAUCUCAGACGAUCUGUUUGCACGAAGCGUUCUCAAUGAUGAAGAAGUCGCCAAUAUUUGCUGUAAGAAGGUAGAUCAGGACGCUGCGCGAGAAAUCAUUCAUAUGAUUCUGAAGAAGGGCUCGGAGGCCUGCAGCCUCUUUCUUAAGAAUCUUGAGAAGCGGGACUCUACUGUGUAUCAGGACUUAACUGGACAAAGUAUUUUUCAUCAGAACACAGAUGAAGACUUGGAUGUCCUGGCUCAGAAUUUAAAAUACUUAUAUGACAGCCCCACCUUUCUGAACUUCUAUCCCCUGGGUCAAGAUAUCGACAUCAUUUUUAAUCUGAAGCGCACCUUCACGGAACCUGUCCUGUGGAGGAAGGACCAUCGUCAUCAUCGUGUGGAGCAGCUAACCCUGGGCAGUCUUUUGGAGGCUCUCCAGAGCCCCUGCCUCAUUGAAGGGGAGUCUGGCAAAGGGAAGUCCACCCUGCUACAGAGAAUUGCCAUGCUCUGGGCCUCAGGGGAGUGCAAAGCUCUGAACAGGUUCAAACUGGUCUUCUUUGUCCGCCUGAGCAGCGCCAGCAGGGGACUGUUUGAAACGGUGUGUGACCAGCUCCUGAAUGUACCCGACUCCAUUAGCAAGUCAGGGUUCAAGGCUAUGCUGUUGAAACUGCAGCAGGAAGUCCUCUUUCUCCUCGAUGGUUACAAUGAAUUCCAGUCCCAGAACUGCCAGGAAAUCGAAGACCUGAUAAAGCAAAACCAUCGUUUCAAGAACAUGGUUAUUGUCACUACCACCACCGAGUGCCUGAGACAUAUCAGACAUGUUGGCGCCUUGACUGCUGAGGUUGGGGAUAUGACAGAAGACAGCGCCCAGGUUCUCAUCCAAGAAGUGUUGAUAAAGGAGCUGGCUGACGGCCUGUUAUCCCAGAUCCAGGUGUCCAAGUGCUUGAGAAAUCUGAUGAAGACCCCUCUCUUUGUGGUGAUCACCUGUGCAAUCCAGAUGGGCAGGAAGGAAUUCAAAGAUUACACACAAACCACGCUGUUCCAAACCUUCUACGACCUCCUGAUAAAGAAAAACAAGCACAGACACAGAGGUGGGGCUGAGAGUGAUUUUGCCAGGAGCCUGGACUGCUGCGGAGACCUGGCCCUGGAGGGCGUGUUCUCCCACAGGUUUGCCUUUGAGCCUGAGGAUCUGUCCAGCAUGAAUGAGGAUGUCCUGGUGGCCACUGGGCUCCUCUGUAAGUACACAGCUCAGAGGCUGACAGCCAAGUAUAAAUUCUUUCAUAAAUCAUUCCAAGAGUACACAGCUGGACGCAGACUUAGCAGCUUGUUGAUUUCCAGAGAACCGGCGGAGGUGAGCAAGGGGAAUGAGUAUCUGAAGAGAAUGGUUUCCAUCUCCGACAUCACAUCCCUGUAUGGCAAUCUGCUCCUCUACACGUGCGGGUCAUCCACAGACGCCACCAGGGCUGUCAUGAGGCACCUUGCACUGGUGGCUGAGCAUGGCAGCUUACAAGGGCUUUCUGUCACCAGGAGGCCUCUCUGGAGGCAGGAAUCUCUACAGAGCAUGAGAGACACCACUGAGCAAGAUGAUUUGAAAGCCAAGAAUAUAAAUUCUUUUGUGGAGUGUGGCAUCAGUUUAUUCUCUGAGAGCAUAUCUAAAUCAGAGCUGAGCCAAGAAUUUGAAGCUUUCUUUACUGGUAAAAGUUUAUUCAUUGACUCAGAGAACAUUCCUGAUUACUUAUUUGACUUCUUUGAACAAUUACCUAACUGUGUAAGCGCACUGGACUUUGUGAAGCUGGACUUCUAUGGAAGAGCUACCGCUUCACAGCACAAGGCUGUCAAGAACAACCCCGGAGUCCACAUGGAAGGCCCCUCAGAAACCUACAUUCCCAGCCGGGCUGUGUCUUUGUUCUUCAAUUGGAAGCAGGAAUUCAAGACUCUAGAGGUCACUCUCCGGGAUAUCAGCAAGUUGGAUAAACAAGACAUCAAACAUCUGGGGAAGAUAUUCAGCUCCGCCACCAACCUUCGGCUGUACAUCAAGAGAUAUGCAGCUGUGGCUGGAAGUCUCAGCUCAGUCCUCCGGACUUGUAAGAACAUCUGUUCCCUUGCCGUGGAAGCCAGUUCCCUCACCAUAGACGACGAGCAGCACAUCACGUCAGUGACAAACCUCCAGAACCUGAGCAUUCACGGCUUGCAGACUCAGGGGCUGCCAGGUGGUCUGACUGACAGCUUGGGUAAUCUGAAGAACCUCGUGAAGCUCGUCCUGGACAACAUUGGGAUGAAGGAGGAAGAUGCUAAAAACCUAGCCAAAGGCCUGGGAAACCUGAAGAAGAUGAGCUUAUUUCAUCUGACUCAUUUGUCUGAUAUCGGGGAGGGGAUGGAUUCCAUAAUUGAGUCUCUGUCGGGAGAACCCUGUGACCUGCAAGAGAUGAAGUUGGUGGCCUGCUGUCUGACGACCAAUUCUGUGAAAACCCUAGCACAGAAUCUUCACAAUUUGGCCAAACUGAACGUUCUCGAUAUAUCAGAAAAUUAUCUGGGAAAGGAUGGAAAUGAAGCUGUACAGGAACUGAUUGGCAGGCUCAGCAUUCUGGAACAGCUAACCACACUGAUGCUGCCGUGGUGCACAGAUGUGCUCAUUACCCUGCCCAACCUGCUGAAGCAGCUGGAGGUGGUCCCAGGGCUCCUCAAGCUUGGACUGAAAAACUGGAAACUCGGGGAUGCAGAGAUCAGAAGUAUAGGUGAUUUUCUGGAGACGAAUCCUCUGAGAACCCUGCAGCAGUUGGAUUUAGCGGGGAAUUGUGUAAGCAGUGACGGAUGGCUUUCCUUCAUGAACGUAUUUGAGAACUUUAAACAAUUAGUAUUUUUUGACUUUAGUACUGAAGAAUUUUUACCAGAUGCUUCAUUGGUGAGAAAACUUAGCCAAGUAUUAUCAAAGUUACCUGUUCUGCAAGAAGCUAGGCUCACUGGGUGGGAGCUGGAUGACUAUGAUCUCAGUAUCAUUAAAGGCACUUUUAAGCUGUUAAUUGCUUAAAGGAAC
Messenger RNA from Arvicola amphibius (Eurasian water vole), 3322 nucleotides. It is a transcript of the gene Nlrc4, whose product is annotated as NLR family CARD domain containing 4. The record is from RefSeq and is a predicted model, not a curated record. The transcript is spliced from 9 exons. Gene Ontology annotation, biological process: defense response to bacterium; regulation of apoptotic process; detection of bacterium. NCBI's taxonomy places the organism in Eukaryota, Metazoa, Chordata, Mammalia, Rodentia, Cricetidae. The coding region runs from base 242 to 3316 and encodes 1024 amino acids.